Messenger RNA from Neogale vison (American mink), 429 nucleotides. Its product is annotated as interleukin-3-like. Gene Ontology annotation, biological process: immune response. The record is from RefSeq and is a predicted model, not a curated record. Gene Ontology annotation, cellular component: extracellular region. The transcript has 5 exons. The coding region runs from base 1 to 429 and encodes 142 amino acids. Lineage: Eukaryota; Metazoa; Chordata; Mammalia; Carnivora; Mustelidae. Gene Ontology annotation, molecular function: growth factor activity; interleukin-3 receptor binding.
AUGAACAGCCUCCCCGUCCUGCACCUUCUCCUGCUCCUGCUUGGACUGCAAGCCCCGCAGGCCCAGGGGCGGUCCUUGCUGACAUACCCGCCUCAGCAAAACUUCAAGAUGAUCAGUGAAAUUAUAGACAUCUUAAACAGUUCACCCUCGCCUGCAGAAGAAACCUUGGACCCAAAUGAGACAAACACCCUGCUGAACACUACCCUUCUGAGGCCAAACCUGGAUGCAUUCUUGAAUGCUACCAAAAAUUUCUACAGCAAUGAAUCACUUAUCUGGAAAAAUCUUAAGGAAUUCCUGCCACUCCUGCCGACUCCCACACCCACGGGAGAACCAAUCUCUAUUGGGAAUAACUGGAGUGAUUUCCAAAAGAAGCUGAAAAAAUAUCUGGAAACCCUUGAUAACUUUCUGAAUUUCAAGAACAACCACUGA